AUGAACGCACCUCAAGACCACAUAGAACACAUUCCUCGCCCUUCGGUUCUUGUUUGGUGGACCUUCCAUCGAUGGGCUCUGGGCUUUGUUUCUAUCAAAGAUGCUCCGGUACAUGGACUGGUAGACACUCGGACUUUCUACGGAUGCCACAGCACCUGUAGGAGUAGUGCGCUCUGGAGCUUUUCCGUUGAUACCACCAGGUACCCACUCCCGACAGACAGCGAAAUAGCCUGAAGCAACAUCUGGGACGUGUCUCCGCUCUUGCAGGUCCUUGAGAAUAUUCUCUGUUAUACCGAUCCCCAAUCCCUCCUUUUCCAUCUCAUUUCCUUGGGAUUCCAGAGCAUCCUUGCCGUCGUUCUCCUCGGUGGGUUGCUGGCUGUGGGCUACAUUGACAGUUGCCCAUGUCCACAGGAACCAUGCUAUAGCAGGCCUGCCAUAUUUGGGACCACCUAUCCUCUUCUUACAGCUUUGCUGACAUUACUCUUCCGUUUAACAAGCCCACCAACCAACCCACCCGCGAGGACUUUACGCCCCGUUUCUCACGUCGUAAACCCCGAAGCUUGUUGCCGGCCCUGUAAAGAAGCUACGACUCGAAGAAUAUACGCGACGUUCAUUCGAAAACGGCGGUGGAGCUUGAACGUGGGUUCAGCGUACGAUACAGCGCAGCGGUUGCGGGGGAAGGAAGUGGUGCGGGCAGACUCGGUGAAACAUGCACGGAUAAGGCACAGAUUUGAAAUAUUGAAGUUGUGGGGGGUAAUCAGUAAUAAACUGAUUGGACUAUUGGUAGAAUUCGUGAGCGUGCCAGAAUUGUGUUUCGACUGCGACUACUCCACGUGGUAGAAGCAGGUGUGGCCCGAGCGGCCGAGAUGCCGAUGAUCUCAUUGCUCCUUCGCGUACCGUAGAGUUGCGCAAAUAACAGGCACACCGCGCCUUACAUAGUUACUAACGCCAUACGGUUAUAAAAAUCAAGAAUUCUUAAGUAUGUCUACUGCGCCAGAAAAUUGACAAUAACACUUUAAGUCGUGACUUACUCAGGAUCGCGGUGUGCCUGUUAUUUGCGCAACUCUCCGGUCUAUACACUCAUUGGUAAACAAGCUUGGAUAUUAGGCUGGGAGCAAACAUCAAGAGACACAACGUAAUGAAACGACUUUAGAACACUAUUCAUACUAAACGUGUAUUUCCAUUCCUGUUGCCUUCGAAUACUUCGAAGGUACAUGUAUUCCAGACUCCCUGUGGUAUCUGAGCCGGGUUCAUAUAUGACUACAAUCCAUCCAACGCG
Molecule: messenger RNA, 1279 nt
Organism: Periconia digitata
Lineage: Eukaryota; Fungi; Ascomycota; Dothideomycetes; Pleosporales; Periconiaceae
Source: the annotation of a GenBank genome assembly